AUGAUGCCGGUGUAUUAUUUGCAGGGUGAACCAUUUCGUCCCGUAUUUUUGGGCCCGAAGCGAAAGCUGCGUACACAGUUGGGUAUUGAACGAGAGACGGGCCGUGCAGUUGUCGAAGAUCCACCGCGUGGCGACAUUUUCCAACGAAUAUUGGUUCGUCGGCCGCGCAAGGAAGAAAUGAGCACAGAGCAGGACUGGCCAAGUGUCUGGCCUGCGGCGCGUUCAUUUCGCUCCUCGGUUGUGCCGCUUCCAGUGAGGAUGGGCGCAAGAAGGGAUCCGAAGAAGAUGGCUCCUUUUAAAACCGAAGGCAAUUUGGAGUUGGUGAAGAUACCCAAUUUUCUGCAUUUGACACCGGCCGCCAUUGAACGCCACUGCAAUGCCAUUAAAAAAUUUUGCACUGCUUGGCCGGAGAAUUUGGAUGAUGAAGCACGUCAUAAAUUUUUCCCGUUGACGCUUUCUUACAACGAUUAUGUGCAUCAGAGUAAUUCGCUGCGUGAUAUGCGAUCGCGAAUCAUUGUCAUGAAAGUCCGAGUAUCUGAUCUUCAUCUCGAUGAGCAUGCCUUCGACAAAUUAGUUCGUUUAGCGGGUGAUAGGUACAAUCCAGGAUCUGAUAUGCUUACGAUUGUAACGGAUAGAUGUUUUACAAGGAAACAAAAUUUUGACUAUGCUAUGUACCUUCUUGUGGCGCUUUAUAGCGAAUCCUAUAAAAUUGAAGAAUGGGAAGCAAAAAAAUACGAAAAUCUUAGACUCGUUUCCCGAAUAACCAGUUUCAAAAGUUCAAAAAUGGAAGAUAAUUUGGAACAUUUGCUUUCUUCCUUGGAAAAAGGAGAGAAGGAGACGUUUGAAACGGUGCGCGAAUAUGCAGAAUCAAUCAAGAAGUUGCUUGGGAUUCCUGAGAUAACGGAUCCCAAACUAUCAGAUACAUCAGCCCACAGGAUACAGUACUGA
Messenger RNA from Gongylonema pulchrum, 948 nucleotides. NCBI's taxonomy places the organism in Eukaryota, Metazoa, Nematoda, Chromadorea, Rhabditida, Gongylonematidae. The record is from the annotation of a GenBank genome assembly.